Drosophila serrata is the source of this 9559-nucleotide messenger RNA. RefSeq names its product neurofibromin 1 (gene Nf1). NCBI's taxonomy places the organism in Eukaryota, Metazoa, Arthropoda, Insecta, Diptera, Drosophilidae. The record is from RefSeq and is a predicted model, not a curated record. Gene Ontology annotation, biological process: regulation of GTPase activity.
UCAAUGUUGUUGCACCUCUAGAGGUUCUCUUUUUAUUUACAAAAUGCAGUGAAAAGUGGACAAAAACAAGUGAAAAAACGCACAAAAUGGCCACCCAAAAGCCUGGCGAAUGGGCAAGUGCCCUUUUGGCCCGCUUCGAGGAUCAGCUGCCAAACCGUAUCGGAGCCUACGGAACGCAGGCGAGGAUGAGCCAGGACCAACUGGUGGCCUGUUUGAUACACAUUUCGAGGUACCGCUUCUCCCUGGUCAUCUCCGGCCUGACCAAGAUGCUGCAGCGCGUCAAUGAGGCGGCCCUUCAAAAUCGCCAUGAGCCGGAACGUUGUUACUUCGAGUCCCUGGUCAUCAUACUGACCACCCUGGAGCGCUGCCUGACCAACCAGACCAAGGAUACGGCUCGCUUUGAAGAGGCCAUGAACGUGAAGCUCCUACUGCGGGAAAUCUCCCAGUUUGUGGACGUACAGAGUGACAGUAAUCCGAAUGCUGCCCAGCUAAAGGCUUUAGCCUCGAAGGUGCUCUUUGCCCUAUCCCAGAAUCACUUCUCGGCCGUGUUCAAUCGCAUCUCGGCCAGGAUACAAGAGUUGACAUCCUGCUCCGAGGAGAAUCCUGACUACAAUGACAUCGAACUGAUACAGCACAUCGACAUGGAUAUGAUAAAGCUAACCAAGCUGCUACAAGAAACCAUUACAAAGUUUCGAUCCAAACGUGCACCGCCAUUGAUUCUGCUUUAUUCGCUGGAGAAGGCCAUAUGGAAUUGGAUUGAAUACCAUCCGCAGGAGUUCCAGGACUUGCAACGGGGCACCAAUCGGGAUAUAUCCACCUGCUGGGAACUCAUGGACUUUGUAGAGUACUUCAAAACAGAGAACAAGAAGAGCAAGACGCUCGUGUGGCCAUUGCAAAUGCUGCUGCUGAUAUUAAAUCCCUCCUGCCUGGAGGCCACUGUCAACGAGCUGCAGCAGUCGGAGAAGGAGAAGGAAAAGGAGAAGGUCCCAUCCAAAUCAGCUCAAUCAACGUCAAGGGAUAAGGACUUUUCGGCCAAGCAGUUUAUCGAAAGCAUAAAGCGGGGACUUGGCCAACACUCGCCGUCCAAGCAAGUUACCGAGUCCUCCGCCAUAGCCUGCGUGAAGCUUUGCAAGGCCUCUACGUACAUCAACAUUACCGACUCGAAUAAUGUGGUUUUUAAGCUGGUCCAGUACUUUAUCAACGACCUCAAGGCCCUGCUUUUCAAUCCGGCCAAGCCCUUCUCCCGAGGACAGGGCUAUAACUUUGCGGACAUCGAGCUGAUGAUCGACUGCUGGGUCUCCUGCUUCCGCAUCAAUCCGCACAACAUCGAGGCGUUGAAAGUGUGCCUGAAUCUGUCGUCUCCGCAGGCCUACCACUUUGUGAUUGUGUGCUCCCUACUAAGACUUGCUCACAUCUAUGUGGAUUUCCGCCUUCAGAACAAGAACCCUUUCCGGAUUGUUAACCAACCCAGAUUGUCCUGGUGGCCUCAGACGGAUGUGGUUCAUUACCGCUCUGCCGAGCUGCGAGCUUUGUUUACGGAUACGCUUAACAAGGCCACCCAGGGCUAUAUAGCCCACACCCCACUGCGCUAUAUCACCUCACUCACGCUUAAAUCUAAGGACACUCAAAAGGGUCUAACGCGGGCCGAAGAGGGCCCUGCCCACAAAAUGCUAUUGCUGCUGCUCGUCCGGCUGAUCCAUGCCGAUCCCACCCUUUUACUAAACACUCAGGGAAAGGUUGCCCACGAGGUUCAAAGUUCCACGCUGGAGUUGAUCAACGGACUGGUGAGUCUGGUGCACCAAACCACCAUGCCCGAUGUGGCCCAGGAGGCCAUGGAGGCGCUGCUCGCUCUGCAUGCACCAGAAAAGAUUGAAGUCUGGAAUCCGGAGGCUCCCAUUAACACCUUCUGGGAUGUCAGUUCCCAGGUGCUGUUCUCCAUCUCGCAGAAACUCAUCCAGCACCAAAUUGCCAACUACACUGACGUUUUAAAGUGGCUGCGCGAGAUCCUGAUCUGCCGGAAUACGUUCCUUCAGCGGCACAAGGAUUACGCCCACGUAGGCAGUCAGAUUGCCAUAUGCAAGCAGGCCCACAUCAAGAUGGAAGUGGUCUUCUUCAUGUAUCUGUGGAGUGUUGACUUGGAUGCAGUGCUGACUUCACUGUCGUGCUUCGGGCUGCUCUGCGAGGAGGCGGAGAUCUGUUGCAGCUCCGAUGAGCUGACUGUGGGUUUCAUUAUGCCGAAUUACCACAUCUACCAAGAGCUGGCACAGCUGUCUUCAUCUGCUACGGAUACUCGAAUCUGCUUCUUUGACAACACCCAUGGCAAUGUGCUAAGCCGACUUACACUGCAAAAGCGGAUUAUGACCCUCCUCCGCAAGAUCGAGCACUGCGUCCACGGUGUCCAGCCCGCCUGGGAAGAGACCUUUCGCAAUUGGGAGGUGUCCAGCAAGGUCUUGCAAACCUAUCCAAAGUGCAAGGGCGAAGAUGCCCAAGCUGAGGUCUUUCAUCGCGGCAUGGGCAAGCGACGAGCCAGUCAUCAGAGCUCGGAGCACGAUCUGGAGGAGCAGAUCAAUGAGUGGGCCAAUAUGACUUGGUUUCUCUUAGCCCUUGGCGGCGUCUGUCUGCACAAGCGCAGUAGCAGUCGUCAAAUGUUGCUCCAGCAAUCCCAGAACAAUGCCUCCCUGGGAUCCUUGGCACAGAACUCUCUAUACUCGAGCUCCACCAGUUCCGGCCAUGGUUCACUGCAUCCCAGCACCGUGUCUCUAUCCACGAUCCCGCCAGCUCCACCACAAGAUGUCAGUUACUGUCCUGUCACGCAAUUCAUUGGACAACUGUUGCGUUUGCUGGUCUGCAGCAACGAGAAGAUCGGCCUCAACAUCCAAAAGAACGUUAAAGAACUCGUGGGCGAGGAGAUGUCCACCCAGCUGUUUCCCAUACUCUUCGACCAGAUACGCGCCAUCGUGGAGAAGUUCUUCGACCAGCAGGGCCAGGUUAACGUGAACGUGACCGACAUCAACACGCAGUUCAUCGAACACACGAUUUACAUAAUGAAGUCCAUCCUGGAUCCCAAAGCCAGCAAGGAUCCCAACAACGACCAACCUUCACCUUCGGAGCACCUGGGAGUCACCAGCAUCGAGGGCAUGAUGCUGGGCAUCGUUCGGUAUGUCCGCCACCUGGACAUGACUGUCUACGCUAUCCGGAUCAAGACAAAGCUUUGCCAGCUGGUGGAGGUUAUGAUGAAGCGGCGCGAUGAUCUCGCCUUCCGCCAGGAAAUGAAGUUCCGUAACAAGCUGGUGGAGUACCUGACCGAUUGGGUGAUGGGCACCUCACACCAGAUAGCGCCGCCCAGCUCCGCGGACGCUUCUAUUCUGACCAACACAUCGCUCAUUUUUCGCGACCUGGAUCAGGCCUGCAUGGAGGCAGUGGCCGCCCUGCUUCGUGGUCUUCCGCUUCAGCCAGAGGAGUCUGAUCGUGGAGAUCUGAUGGAUGCCAAGAGUGCGCUGUUCUUGAAGUACUUCACUUUGUUUAUGAAUCUCCUGAACGAUUGCAUCGACAGCUCCGAGGCGGAAAAGGAGAUGAAUAAUACGCCAUUGCUGCCACCACGACCUCGAAUGGCUGCUGGAAAGUUGACCGCCCUCAGGAAUGCCACCAUUCAGGCCAUGUCGAACUUGCUCGGUGCCAACAUUGACUCGGGCCUAAUGCACUCGAUCGAUCUGGGAUACAACCCGGAUCUGCAGACACGAGCUGCUUUCAUGGAAGUUCUCACGCAAAUCCUGCAGCAGGGAACCGAAUUCGACACUCUGGCCGAGACUGUGCUGGCGGAUCGCUUCGAGCAACUGGUCCAAUUGGUAACGAUGAUCAGCGACAAGGGAGAGCUGCCCAUAGCCAUGGCUUUGGCCAAUGUGGUGACCACUUCGCAGAUGGAUGAGCUGGCCAGAGUUCUUGUCACUCUGUUUGAUGCGAAACACCUGCUGUCGCCUUUGCUGUGGAACAUGUUCUAUCGCGAGGUAGAGGUUUCGGACUGCAUGCAAACUCUCUUCCGCGGAAACUCCCUGGGCAGCAAAAUCAUGGCUUUCUGCUUCAAGAUCUAUGGAGCUAGCUAUCUACAAAUGCUACUGGAGCCGCUGAUUCGUCCGCUGCUUGAUGAGCAGGAGGAGACUUGCUUCGAGGUGGAUCCGGCUCGCUUGGAUCCCACCGAGGACAUCGAACAGCAUCGCAACAACCUGAUCGCACUCACCCAAAAGGUUUUCGAUGCCAUCAUCAACUCUUCGGAUCGCUUUCCGCCCCAACUGCGCUCCAUGUGCCACUGCCUGUACCAGGUGCUAAGCAAGCGCUUCCCGAAUCUCCUGCAGAAUAACAUUGGUGCUGUGGGCACUGUGAUCUUCCUGCGCUUCAUUAAUCCCGCCAUAGUAUCCCCGCAAGAGUUGGGAAUCGUUGACAAGCAGGUGCACAGCUCGGCUAAGCGAGGACUCAUGUUGAUGUCCAAGAUCUUGCAGAACAUUGCCAACCAUGUGGAGUUCUCCAAGGAGCAGCACAUGCUUUGCUUCAAUGACUUCCUGCGGGAUCAUUUCGAGGCUGGUCGCCGCUUCUUCAUUCAGAUUGCCUCGGACUGUGAGACCGUGGACCAGACUUCGCACAGCAUGAGCUUUAUUUCGGAUGCCAACGUGUUGGCGCUGCAUCGACUGCUGUGGACGCACCAGGAGAAGAUAGGAGACUAUUUGUCCAGCAGCAGAGAUCACAAGGCCGUGGGCAGGCGGCCCUUUGACAAGAUGGCCACCUUGCUGGCCUACUUGGGUCCGCCGGAGCACAAGCCCGUGGACUCACACAUGAUGUUUAGCUCAUACGCACGCUGGAGUUCCAUUGAUAUGUCCUCGACGAACUUUGAGGAGAUCAUGGUCAAGCAUCAAAUGCAUGAGAAGGAGGAAUUCAAGACCCUCAAAUCGAUGAAUAUAUUCUACCAGGCAGGGACCAGCAAGUCGGGUUAUCCGGUCUUCUACUACAUAGCCAGGAGAUACAAGAUUGGAGAAACCAACGGAGACCUGCUAAUUUAUCAUGUCAUCCUCACGCUGAAACCCUUCUGCCACUCUCCCUUCGAAGUGGUCAUCGAUUUCACUCACACCUGCUCGGACAACCGCUUCCGCACGGAGUUCCUGCAAAAAUGGUUUUAUGUCCUGCCCACCGUGGCCUACGAAAACGUCCAUGCGGUGUACAUCUAUAACUGCAACUCCUGGGUGCGCGAAUACACCAAGUUUCACGAUCGCAUCCUGGCUCCGUUGAAAGGAAACCGCAAGCUACUCUUCCUGGAGUCACCAAACAAGCUCACGGAUUUCAUCGACGCUGAGCAGCAGAAGCUGCCGGGUGCUACCCUCUCCUUAGACGAAGAUCUCAAGGUAUUCAGCAACGCACUCAAGCUUAGUCACAAAGACACCAAAGUGGCCAUUAAGGUGGGUCCAACAGCUCUGCAGAUUACGUCCGCGGAGAAGACAAAAGUUCUGGCCCACUCAGUGCUUCUCAAUGACGUAUACUACGCAUCGGAGAUCGAGGAGGUGUGUUUGGUGGACGACAACCAAUUCACGCUGUCGAUAACCAACGAGAGCGGUCAGCUGAGCUUCAUUCACAACGACUGCGAUAAUAUUGUCCAGGCCAUUAUCCACAUUCGAAACCGCUGGGAGCUCAGUCAACCAGAUUCCGUGACAGUGCACCAGAAGAUCCGACCGAAGGACGUGCCGGGCACCCUUUUGAACAUGGCGCUGCUGAAUCUCGGCUCUUGCGAUCCCAACUUGAGGACGGCUGCCUACAAUCUGCUGUGCGCCUUGACCGCUACAUUUGACCUGAAGAUCGAGGGGCAACUCUUGGAGACGCAAGGUCUGUGCAUCCCAUCCAAUAAUACCAUCUUCAUCAAGUCGGUGAGCGAGAAGCUGGCCACCAAUGAGCCGCAUCUCACGCUAGAGUUCCUCGAGGAGUCCAUCCAAGGCUUCCAGCGUAGCACCAUUGAGCUGAAGCAUUUGUGUCUAGAGUAUAUGACGCCCUGGCUGAAGAAUCUCGUCAAGUUCUGCAAGUCGAACGACGACUCAAAGAAACUCAAGGUCUCCCAGAUCCUGGAUAAGCUCAUUAACCUGACGAUUGAUCAAAAGGAAAUGUAUCCCUCAGUGCAGGCCAAGAUCUGGGGCUCGAUUGGCCAGAUCCCAGAGCUCAUCGACAUGGUGCUGGAUAACUUCUUGCACAAAUCGAUCACCUACGGCCUAGGAUCACCGCAGGUAGAGAUAAUGGCUGACACGGCAGUGGCUCUCGCUUCAGCCAACGUCCAAUUGGUGUCCAAGAAGGUCAUCACGAGGAUGUGCCGGGUCAUGGACAAGUCCUGCACGAAUCCCACGCAGUAUCUGGAGCAGCACAUGAUGUGGGACGAUAUUGCCAUCCUGGGACGCUACUUGCUCAUGUUGUCUUUCAACAAUUGCCUGGACGUGGCCACUUCGGUGCCCUAUCUGUUCCACACCAUUACGUUCCUGGUCUGCUCCGGAUCACUCUCGAUGCGUGCCUCCACCCACGGCCUGGUGAUCAACAUCAUCCACUCGCUGUGCACCUGCACAAAUCCCUCCUUCUCCGAGGAAGCACAGCGCGUGCUCCGGCUCUCCCUGGACGAGUUCUCACUGCCCAAGUUCUAUCUGCUCUUUGGCAUCAGCAAGGUCAAAUCGGCAGCAGUGACUGCCUUCCGCUCCAGCUGUCGUCAUCCUACUGAUAAGUGGCUGGGAAAUGAGAGAGUUACCCAACCGCUGCCCGCUGAUCGCGAGCGCUUGUCGCUGCCCUCGCUGGAGGUCAUUACGGACGCCCUGCUCGAGAUCAUGGAGGCCUGCAUGCGCGACGUUCCGGAUUGCGAGUGGCUGCACACCUGGACCUCCCUGGCCCGCAGCUUCGCCUUCUGCUACAAUCCUGCCCUGCAGCCAAGGGCGCUGAUAGUCUACGGAUGCAUCAGCAAAAGUGUAACGGACCACGAGGUGAAGCAGCUGCUGCGUAUCUUGGUCAAGGCCCUGGAAUCGUUCAAUGAUUUAAUCCUGAUCGAGGCUCUAGUCAUGUGCUUGACGCGAAUCCAACCGCUGCUGCGACCCGAAUCGCCCAUCCAUCGGGCUCUCUUCUGGGUGGCCAUUUCGGUGCUGCAGUUGGAUGAGAUUACCUUGUACGGAGCUGGCUUGGCCCUGCUAGAACAAAACCUUCAUACACUGAAAUCGCAAGGCUGCUUUGACAAAAAGGAGACCAUAGCCGAAGUGAUGAUGAAGACUCGCGAAAAGCUAGAGUGGCACUUUAAGCAGCUGGAUCACGCUGUGGGUUUAUCAUUCCGCAGCAACUUCCACUUUGCCCUGGUUGGGCAUUUGAUCAAGGGCUUCCGUCAUCCCACUCCCACAACUGUUUCCCGCACUUCCCGAGUGCUGACCAUGCUUCUGGGCAUUAUAGCUAAGCCGCUGCAUCGGGACAAGUUCGAGGUGACCCCUGACAGUGUGGCAUAUCUGACGGCUCUGGUGGCUGUUUCCGAGGAAGUCCGCUCCCGCUGCCACGUGAAGCAUGCCCUGCCCCGCUGGCCAGCCGAUCUGAGCGGCAGCGUGGAGAACGGCGAAGCGUCCAACGGAGGAGUGCAGGCCAUUGGCCAGCCCCUGUCGCGUCGGCAGAAGAGUUGGGACAUUCUCGACCAGUCCGCCUUGCAGUUUGCCCGACAGCACAAGGUUCCCACUCUUCAGAACGCUCGAGUUCUGUUCAAGACUCAACGCUCUUUCUCGGUGCCGACGACCAAAGAUCCGAACAAUGCAACCGGCAUCGAAGAACGUCAGGAACGCGGCUCGCGUUCUUCGGUCUCCAACGAGUCAAAUGUACUGCUCGAUCCCGAAGUCCUGCCUGAUUUGUCCAUACAGGCACUUGUGCUGACUGUUUUGGCCACCCUGGUGAAGUAUUCAUCAGAUGAAGGCGAAACGCGUGUCUUGUAUCAGUAUUUGGCCGAAGGUUCGGUGGUAUUUCCCAAGGUGUUUCCAGUCAUCCACUCUCUGCUGGAUCAGAAGAUCAACAACAUUUUGUCAGUGUCACACGACCAGGUAGUGCUCAAUUCUGUGCAGAACAUUAUACAAAACAUGUUGGCGAGCGAGGAUCCCUCCCAGCAGCAGUUGCACUUCCUGCAGAGCUGCGGUUUUGGCGGACUCUGGCGCUUUGCCGGACCCUUCACCAAGUACAACAUGAUGGGUGAAUCCUCUGAGCUGUUCGUCAACUGCUUGGAGGCCAUGGUCGAGACCUGUUUGCCCGGCGAUGAGUCAGCGCCGGUGCCUCCAUCCCCGCGACCAUACAACCUAAGUUCCAGCCUGAGCAGCCUGACCUUGGGCUCACCCACGGACAAGGCUGCAUGAAUAACAACAACAAACCCACGCACUAGACGUACCACACUAAUCGCAAAAGUAUUGCGUUUCCUAAAUCUGUUUAAAAAGUGCUUUUAGAGACAGUGAAAAUACCCCCACAGAGAGUCGUACAAAGUCAUAGAGUUAUAUACUAUAUAUAUCUAUAUUGGUAAUUGUAUGUAUAGAAUGACCAGCAGAGCGAGCAGAGGAAGUGAACGCUAAGAUCGAUUAAUGUAAAAAGUGAAUGUAUAUAUGUAUGUGUAUGUGUAGAAAGGAGGCGAUCGAGAAGGAUGCUGUAUACCGAAGGUUAAAGACAGGACCGCUGAGGAUGAAGAUAUCGAACGAAAUAUUUUUUAACGAAUAACGAUUGUACAUUUUAAAGAUUGUAAUCCGCCAUUAAAUAGUAAGCACACCAAGUCCACCAGUUCCUGAGCAGACGACGACCGUGCAAAACGGAGUUAACCCAGAGAGCAAAGCAAGCACAACGCAUGAACAUAUAAAUAUAUAACUGAGAUCAAACUAUCGAACAGAGGAAUAACCAAAAGCUUUAAGAAGGCGACAUGCCUCAUUGAUUUGUAUUAUAAAAUAAUCUCCCCGUUAUCAGAUGGCAUUUAUUUUUUAAUUGUAUACUUUGUAUCAUCUUCAUUUCGAUUUUACUAAUUUAUUUCAUUCACUCAUAUCCUCCAAGAAAAUUCUAAAACACCAAAAAACCAAAACGAGAAAUCCUCUAUUAUUGUUAAGCUGAAAUACGACACAAAGUCCGCUUUAAAUAUAGUUUAAGUUUAGGCACCAUCCAACAAGUUUUUAAUCGAAAUAGAGUUGAUAAGCGAACAGUAAAACGAAAAUUCAGAGAUUACGAAUGUUACACAUAUGUACCUCUUAUUAAGCAAAACGCAACAAAUUAGUACGUUACAAUUACUUUCUAGCACAAGAGUUUUCUAACCGUAUUAGACGGGAACAAUUUUUUUUUAAAUAAACACUAGAGACGAGCGAAACCUAACCAGUUACUUUUGCAUUAUUAAUCUAAAUGUAUAUGUGUGUGUUGCUAAAUGUGUAUUAAACGAAUAUAUGUAUCUUUGUAUAUUAGAGCCAUUUGAAGAUAUUUAUGAAGUGUUAAUGUCUUAAAUUUAUCAAUGUACAAGAAUAUCGAACAAAUUAAUAUACUUUCAUUAAAAAUGUUUACAUGAAUCGAA